Messenger RNA from Dictyostelium purpureum, 1452 nucleotides. RefSeq lists its product as uncharacterized. The record is from RefSeq and is a predicted model, not a curated record. The annotation marks the transcript as partial. The transcript has a single exon. Lineage: Eukaryota; Evosea; Eumycetozoa; Dictyosteliales; Dictyosteliaceae.
UGCAACUCAACAUGUAAUGAAAGUGCUGGAUGGGGUUACUGUAACACCAAGACAGGGGAAUGUGUUUGUGAUCGAUUCUAUACUGGUGAUUCAUGUGGUAUUCCAAGUCAUUUCUUAUCAUCUGCUUCAUCUACAUCAACUAAAGGAGGUGUUGUUAAUCUUUAUGGUUGGUUUGGCUCUGUGAAUAAAAACCCUUCAGUUUCAAUUGGUGGAUUGGAAUGUAAUCUCCAUGUUAUUAAUAGUUCUUUUGUCAACUGUACUAUUGGUCCAGGAUCUGGUACCAAGUCAAUAACAGUCAUUCAAAAUGGAUUAUCAUGGACAGGUGAUAAAAUGUUCUAUUAUACCCCUGAAACCUAUAGCUGUCCAAAAGAUUGCUCUUUGAACGGUGUUGUAAAUGGCUAUUGUAAUACAACAACAGGUCAAUGCAAAUGCUAUAUCGGGUGGGGUGGUUUUGAUUGUAACUCAAAAGCACCAACAGGUGGUGGUAGUGGUACAGGCGCAGGUAGUACAGGCGCAACUACAGGCACACCUUCCCCUACAAAAGCUCCAGAUAUCGAAGUCCCAGGUUCAAAUACAACAGUCGAUGAAGGAUCAGGUUCCACCACUAUCAAUAAUCAACAAACCACUUAUGAAAUUUCAAUUUUAUCAUUAGUAGAAUUAGAUGUUACUGAUGAUAUAGUCUAUACCCAUAAUUUAACAAAUAAGUGGAGAGUUUCAAAUGAAACCAACAACAGUAACAUUCACAUAUUCAAACAAAAUAUCACCGAAUCAUGCUACAUUACAUAUACCAUCGAGGAUAUUAAAGAAGCCAAAGACUAUGAAUUUGCAGGUUUAGCAUUAACUUUAGAAAAAGACUCAAUUAAAAUAACUAUAAAUAUUGUUAGCUAUCCAUUUAUAAACUCCCUAAAUAAACUUCAACUUAGAUUAGAAUCAUUAGUAGGUGAUAGUGGUACAGAUACAGACAACAAGUGCAACGAUAAAGAAACUUCUAUUGACAAAGAUCUUUUAGAUAGCAAUCAAUUAUUAAACUAUGUAUCUAUUUCAAGAAAUGAAAAAGUAUUAAAUGGUAGAUUUAUAAACAGGGUAUUAAGCGACUAUAGAUACUCGUUUAUAACAACUUCAUUAAUAGCAAACUCUACUUUAACCAACAAUAAACAGUCAUUUAUCAUUGCAUUAAAUUUACCACACUUUAAAGAGUCAUUGACAAUCGAUCCAGAUUUUUCCGUAUUGGUAUCACCAUCAUUCAAAAAAUGCUCCUCUUCAGAACGAGCUAGUUGGGUGUUACCAGUUGCAAUUGUUGUACCCUGUGUAGCUGUAGUAAUUCUAAUUGUAGUUGGUGCUUUCGUUAUCAGAAAUAAUCGUUCCACUGCUUUGAUGAUCAAAAACAAAAUCAAUUUAAAAAGAAUGACAAAACAAAAAAGAGAUGAACUAUUUAUGCCUUCAAGAGGUUAA